AUGACUAGUGUUAUUCUAUGCAGCAAUAGUGUGGUUGGUCGUAACAGUGUGGUUAGUCGUAAUAGUGUGGUUAGUCGUAAUAGUGUGGUUGGUCGUAAUAGUGUGGUUAGUCAUAAUAGUGUGGUUGGUCGUAAUAGUGUGGUUGGUCAUAAUAGUGUGGUUGGUCAUAAUAGUGUGGUUGGUCGUAAUAGUGUGGUUAGUCGCAAUAGUGUGGUUGCUCGUAUUAGUAUGGUUGGUCGUAUUAGUGUGGUUGGUCGUAUUAGUGUGCUUGGUCAUAAUAGUGUGGUUGGUCAUAAUAGUGUGGUUGGCCGUAUUAGUGUGGUUGGUCAUAAUAGUGUGGUUGCUCGUAUUAGUGUGGUUAGUCGUAAUAGUGUGGUUAGUCGUAAUAGUGUGGUUAGUCGUAAUAGUGUGGUUAGUCAUAAUAGUGUGGUUAGUCAUAAUAGUGUGGCUGGUCGUAAUAGUGUGGUUGGUCGUAAUAGUGUGGUUAGUCAUAAUACUGUGGUUAGUCAUAAUAGUGUGGUUGGUCGUAAUAGUGUGGUUGGUCAUAAUAGUGUGGUUGGUCGUAAUAGUGUGGUUGGUCGUAAUAGUGUGGUUGGUCAUAAUAGUGUGGUUGGUCGUAAUAGUGUGGUUGGUCAUAAUAGUGUGGUUGGUCGUAAUAGUGUGGUUAGUCGCAAUAGUGUGGUUGCUCGUAUUAGUAUGGUUGGUCGUAUUAGUGUGGUUGGUCAUAAUAGUGUGGUUGGUCGUAUUAGUGUGGUUGGUCGUAUUAGUGUGCUUGGUCAUAAUAGUGUGGUUGGUCAUAAUAGUGUGGUUGGCCGUAUUAGUGUGGUUGGUCAUAAUAGUGUGGUUGGUUGUAAUAGUGUGGUUGGCCGUAUUAGUGUGGUUGGUCAUAAUAGUGUGGUUGCUCGUAUUAGUAUGGUUGGUCAUAAUAGUGUGUAUGGUCGUAAUAGUGUGGUUGGUCGUAAUAGUGUGGUUGGUCGUAAUAGUGUGGUUAGUCGUAAUAGUGUGGUUAGUCGUAAUAGUGUGGUUUGUCGUAAGUGUGGUUGGUCGUAA
Molecule: messenger RNA, 1050 nt
Organism: Saccoglossus kowalevskii
Lineage: Eukaryota; Metazoa; Hemichordata; Enteropneusta; Harrimaniidae
Product: cell wall protein TIR4-like
Source: RefSeq, a predicted model, not a curated record